This is a messenger RNA of Anopheles gambiae (African malaria mosquito), 4352 nucleotides long. Its product is annotated as 2-acylglycerol O-acyltransferase 2-A. Gene Ontology annotation, biological process: triglyceride biosynthetic process. Gene Ontology annotation, molecular function: diacylglycerol O-acyltransferase activity. The record is from RefSeq and is a predicted model, not a curated record. Lineage: Eukaryota; Metazoa; Arthropoda; Insecta; Diptera; Culicidae. Gene Ontology annotation, cellular component: endoplasmic reticulum membrane. Bases 2607 to 3668 code for a protein of 353 amino acids. The transcript is spliced from 6 exons.
ACAAUGACAAACGGACCCGACAUCAUUAGUCAUGUUUGGCCGGUGGUCAGAAGAAAGCACAGAGGGUGGAAGAAAAGCUGAUUCAUUGGGUGCGGACGUUGGUCUGCGGGCGUGUUUUUAUCGUCUCAGUUUGCAUCAUGCCCCAGUGAAAGUGAUACCGCACGACAUUUGGUGAAGCCAUCACCGGUUCAAGAUUAAGGGACAGGCAAAACCAGUACUUGUGAGUAUUCGUUGAUUCAUUGCUAAACCGAACGUUGUUUGCUCAGCAAGAAGCAAUGACUGAUAAAUGAUAACGUAAUUGCAUCAUCGGCAUAAAUGCUGAUAAGAUCUCGAGCUGCGGGAAGGAAAACGCAUCAAGUGGUACAUCGUUUGUGGUGUGAUAGAUUUUGGGGUAUAUUUGUGCCGGCGUAUCCAGGAAAAGGGCCUUUCCCUUAUCAGUGCGUGUGCAUGAAUAGUGUGUGUGUGUGUGCUGAUGAAAGGAACGCUAAAGAUAAGCUAUCGUGCAUAACCGGCUGCUGCUGCUGCUAAGAGCUGAUCAAACUAUCAAACAACAGCCGACGGAAGGUAUCGUGUUCCAAGAGCCAACUGCUUCCCUCUCUCUAAUAGACAGACGCAUGCGCAUGCGGCGUCAAACACGCCAGUAGAGAAAGAGCACCGUUUUUGCGCGACAAAACGGUACGCGACAAAGCCCUCCACACGCGAUCAGUACCCAUUCAGCGCACGGAGCGUAAAAGGGCCAGCACACAAACACUGUGAUAUACUUGUCGGCUCGCUCGAGGUAGAUUAACCGGUGAGCUGUGCAGGGGGUGAAAUAAUAUACAAAUUUACUGUGCCCACCCCGUCCCUUGUGUGUGAUCGUUUAUCGACUAAAGGCGCUCGUCGCGGCGCUCUUGAGCGGUUUAAGAACCUGCGCGCGCUCGAAAGUGAGAUUGACGAAGAUUUGUUAUUCGUUCGUAUCAUCAUAACAUCGGGUGGAUGAAAGUGUUGACGUUAGCGGAAAAUCAUCACGCUCCCACCCACGACGAUAUUGUUAAGCACACAGUAAACAAAUCGGUUUCAAAUGGUGCUGAGCAUUUUUGCUGAAGUAUCGCAACAAACAAACAAAAAGAAACGCGCAUAAAAAGAAACCUCCAUUAACUAGACGACACGAGAAGCACGUGCGAACGAGAGCGAACACUUUGACGUCAACUGCUGCAAUGCGCCAUAGGCAAUCAAUGUGAAGUCGGCGUAAAAUUUACAUUUGAAAGGUAAAUUAUGGAAUAAAUGUUUUACAGUUUGAAGUGUGUGGGGAGAACAAAAAAGCAACAAAAAAGAUGUUCUAGCGCUUCCUUCGAGCCGGAUUUGAACCAGCGACCUAUGGAUUUCUCUCUAUCGUGUGUGUGUGUUCACUCUCUACAGUCCACCGCUCUACCAACUGAGCUAUCGAAGGUGAUGAGAGAGGAGGCGCUUAUCAACGUACCGGUCGUUUGUGUCUUUGUUUUUCUAUCUCUUUUGUCAUUGCUAUGAUUAAGAGUUUUUAUUUCUGCAAUCUAAAAUCACAGUAAUUAACUUUUUCUCUGCUAAAUGCUUUAGAUGGUGUAACGGUUGAUUUGUAGAAAAAAAAUUAAUAUUAUUUGCCAUUACUUUUUAUUGCUACGAUGUUAAGAUUAAAAAGGAUCAAGUAAUACAUAAAAUCGGUGCUUUUUAUCUUUGGAGCGAGAAACCCGCUUUAAACCCUUUCUCACCUACCACCCGCACAACAAAUCGUAUAAGAAAAAAAGUGGCGAUUACGACAAUACCAUUGUAUGCUUAUUGGAUUCUUAUCAAAUCAGCUCUAUAUCUCGUUUGCAAUCGUAUCGGACCGUCGGCCGCUGUUGUCGGGGGUCAAACUCUCAAGUGGAUACUUGACGGGUGCUUGAUGGCAAGGAAUUGCAUGAUGUUGCAUUAUUCCAGAAUAAUUGUCCACCCCCCCUCAAAAAAGCACCAAAAAUGUUACAGAAUGCCAACGACAGUUGCAUUUCGAACUCAACAACAACCCCCUCCCCGUAAUCGUCAUCACAACGACAUUGCUCCGUUGCAACCGUAAAGGGAAUAAGGGAGAAGCUUAUCACGAUUGAGGGUUCACCUGCUGUGCACACUACUAUCAAUUUUCGGCUCCCUCCUCCCUUCCCCCAUACAAUUGCGAACGGCGGGACGCACAGUGUGCUUUUGCCGUCCUUCUGAUAACGCAACUGUGUGCGUCUGUCGGUCGCCGCCACAAACCGAAACGGCCACCGAAAGCCUUCGGCCAUACUGCACGGGAAGAAUAGAAGAGGCGGGACAGUACAGCCGGGUACACCGAUCAGAGUAAACGUUGCUAGCGUGUGUAGUUGUUAGUAACCACCACACAUCCAGAGCCUACUGCUGCUACUCGGCUCGCGUGUGCUGACUCGUCGAAGAGGUGCGUGUGCAGUCACAUUCUAACCUUACGCCCGUGCUGAACUCCAGGGGAGACCAGUGCGCGCUCCACUGUGAACUCCCUAGUGUGUAGUGUAUUCUUUUCUUGUUGUUUUAGAUGUAUUAAGGGCGAGUCGUAGUGGUAAAACAUCCCCCGGUACCGGUUCUAGACGCGCUCACCAAAACCUAAGAUGGGUAAAAUCGAAUGGGCCCCACUGAAUGUGCCGAUGAGGCGACGGAUCGAAACCCUGUCCACUGCCCUGUGGAUGUGGCUGAUACUGUUCGGCGAGCUGGGCAUGCUAAUAUCGUACUUCCUGCUGCUGAUCUAUGGCAACUUGUUUAUUAAAUCGCUGUGCGUCAUCUACGGAUACUUCAUCUACACUGAUCGAAAAGUGACUUUGAACGGGGGUCGAGGACAGGGUGUAACAUGGUGGCGAGAGCUGUUCUGGUGGAAGCUCUAUCAGAGCUACUUCCCGGCGAAGCUGCACAAAACGGUUGAUCUCGACCCUAACCGGAACUACCUGUUUGCCGCCUUCCCGCACGGCGUGCUUGGCCUCGGUGCCUUCAUCAACUUUGCCACCAAUGCGACCGGCUUUCACGACAAGUUUCCCAAAAUCCGUUCCCGCCCGGUGACGCUAAACUUCCACUUUGUGAUACCGUUCUUCCGCGAGCUGCUGCUCAGCUGGGGCCUCGUGUCGGCCAACCCGAACAGCAUCCUGAGCCUGCUGAAGGCGCCGAACAAACCGGACCACCCGCUGAACGACGACGGCUACACGGCCAACGCGGUCGUGAUAGUGGUGGGCGGUGCGGCCGAAUCGCUGCACUGCCGGCCGAACAACUACACGCUGGUGCUGCGCAAGCGGAAGGGCUUCUGCAAGCUGGCGAUCAAGGCGGGCACCCCGCUCGUGCCGGUGAUGACGUUCGGCGAGGUCGACCUGUUCGAUCAGCCGCCGAAUCCGCCCGGCUCGCGGUUGCGCCGGUUCCAGGAGUUUGUGAAAAACACGACCGGCAUCGCGCCGGCCGCCUUCGUCGGGCGGGGCUUCUUCCAGUACAGCUACGGGUUGAUCCCGCGCCGGAAGCCACUGAACACAGUCGUCGGUGCCCCGGUGGAAGUGACGCAAAUAGACAACCCGACGCAGGAACAGGUGGAUGAGGUGCACGAGCGGUUCUGCCGCGCGCUGGACAAUCUGUUCGAAACGAACAAAUCGCGCUUCAUUGCCGACUACAAGAAUGUGAAGCUUGUUAUGGAAUAGAAAAAUGCUGAUCCCCGUACUUCCCGCCAUCGUUACACACAAACGAUCGGUGUAUAGCGGUGGGAAAACGGGGCAAAAUCACGCACAAGAGACACAGAAACACACUAUCAUCACGAUAUCCUACGCAACCAGUGGGAAUUGUGUUAUAAUUCGCAUCGAAAGGAUUGAGACUGUACCAAAAAAAAAACGAACGAUCAAAACCAACUCUUUUCAUACCUAAGAUCCAACCAUUGUGCGGUGCCAACAGGUGAUAUUGUUAUACAGCUCUGCGAGAGGGAGUCAAUUACUAGCUGCGUAAGAGAGGACACACUACAUUGGGAGUGUUUAGCAUUUAAAUUCUCGUGUAAGUGUAAUUGUGUAACAUUUUUUCUGGGUGUUUUGUUACUUAUUUUUUGUUAUUUUUUUUUUGGGUGUUUAGUUAGGUAAAUUUUGAAGGUUCUUUUGUAAUUUUCUUUUUCCGGUGUCUGUACAAACUUGCGUUGUUACACAACAACAAAUAUGGGACAAAAGUAUUCUCGUUAUUAUUUUUUUUCUCUUGCCAUCCCAAUUGUACAAUUAAUCUAGUUGCAUGCGACUAUAAACAUAAAAAACAGGUGUAGAAGAAAACACGUUGUUUUUUGUAGAAAUAAACCAAACACACAAAGCAAAUAAAUAUUAAACUCGUUAAAACAUCGCAAACGUUAA